Callorhinchus milii (elephant shark) is the source of this 3694-nucleotide messenger RNA. Its product is annotated as LIM domain-binding protein 3. Gene Ontology annotation, molecular function: actin binding; muscle alpha-actinin binding. The record is from RefSeq and is a predicted model, not a curated record. NCBI's taxonomy places the organism in Eukaryota, Metazoa, Chordata, Chondrichthyes, Chimaeriformes, Callorhinchidae. Gene Ontology annotation, biological process: actin cytoskeleton organization; muscle structure development; heart development. The transcript is spliced from 8 exons. Bases 112 to 1191 code for a protein of 359 amino acids. Gene Ontology annotation, cellular component: filamentous actin; stress fiber; Z disc.
UGUUAAAUGCGCUUAGUCUAAAUGAUCAGCUUCGCUCUAACGCGCAGAGGAGAAGCAGCCAUCAGCCCUUUUCUUUCUUAGUGGUGUUGGCAUCUGAUGUAAGAGAGCGAGAUGUCUACAUACUCCGUGUCUCUGACCGGUCCUGCUCCGUGGGGCUUCAGACUGCAAGGAGGAAAGGAUUUCAACAUGCCUCUGACUAUCUCCAGAAUAACCCCAGGCAGUAAGGCAGCCCAGGCAAACAUCAGCCAGGGGGAUACCAUCAUAGCCAUCGAUGGGGUCAGCACAGAGGGGAUGACCCACCUGGACUGUCAGAAUAAAAUCAAGUCAGCCAAAUUCGCCCUGAAUUUGAACCUCCAGAAAUCAAAACGUCCAGGGCCAGUUCCUACUGCGACUCCUCACUUAAUUUCCCAGAUGCCAGUUAUCCCUCAUCAGAAGGAACCGGCUUUCGAUGUCCCCCCAAGAGGCAUGAUCACAGGGUUGAUGUCUUCGGUUGCCGCCUGGCCGUCUAGUACCCCCGCUCGGCACUCUGGUAACAUGCCGGCAGCCAACGGGACCCAGGAGAACAACCUAGCUUCCCCCCCGCAACUCUUGCCAUCACCCGGACCCUCGACCUCCAUCAGGACUUCGCAGUCCUCUCCAGCUGUUUUCCUGACCUCCAGUCUCUCACCUCAAACAGGGGGCAACCUUACUAGGGCAGUGACGGGUGGCUUUGCUGUGGCUAGUGUUAGAGCCAACACGUCCAGCCCUAGCCAACGCAGGCAGUACAACAGCCCUGUCGGCCUGUACUCCAGCCAGACUCUCCAGGAGAUGGCGAGGGCCGUUGGCUGUAUGACCUCGAGGGGCAGGGCCUCCAUGGGUGAACUCCUCCACGGUAACCUUCAUGUUAAAGAUCCUCUGGUUGACAGCGCCUCGCCAGUCUACCAGGCUGUCAUUCGUAACACUAACAAGGCUCAGAUGGUGGGCCCCCAGAACGAGGUGGACGAGUGGGCUCGCCGGGCUGCUAACCUGCAGUCCAAAUCUUUCCGCGUCCUCGCCCAGUUGACAGGAACGGAAUACUUGCAAGAUCCGGAUGAGGAUGCCAUGAAGAGAUCAAGGGAAAAGUUUGAACAUGAAGUAAAAGGUCCACGAUUUGCCAAAUUGCGCAAUUGGCAUCAUGAUCUGUCUGCACAGAUCCUAAACAUUAAAGGGUAAAAUGCCCACGUGCAAUAAGACAAUUCAAGACGGUGACUAAUCAAACUAAAAAAGCAUUGUUACUGUCACAGUUGCUAAACAAAAUUAGUGUAAGAACAGAUAGAUAACAAGUUAAAUCAAGUGCUUGUUGAGUGUCUUCGAUCCUUAGCCUUGUAUCCCUCCUCUGUUACAAUGUACUAGUGCUUAGCAGGACAGGUCUUCCCAAUGUACUCAGCCAAUAAAAUGCUAAAAGGUUUAUUUCUGUAUAAGGAGUCAGCUUCUACAUCUUUGAGUUCAUUUAGAAAGAAUUGUGAGAUACUGGAUGAAAAAAUAUCUGUUUUUUGUAUAAGUAAAGGUGCAAGUUGAAACUAAGUGGUUGCUGUCAGAAUAUGGGGAAUCCUCACAGAACACAGUUUAACUUGAACACAGCAAUACAUCAGGUCGUUGUAGUCAGAGGGCCACUGUCCGCAGAAUAAAUUAGGAUAUUUAAAGGAAGAUAGGUAGAUAGAUGCCUGGAGGUAAAGGUAUAAAGGGAUGUGCAGAAAAAGCAGGGAGCUGGGAUUAACAAAGAGUCUCGAUAGACUGGAUAGCCUACUCCUACUUCUGAUUGUUAAUAGAAUGGGGAAGAUUUAAUGAAGUGAAGCUCAAUGGCAACGAACAGCAUCUCUGUUAAAAAGCUGAAAUCUUAACAAAGUCCAAGAUGGCUGCUUUGUGGAUUCUUGAAAAUCCUGCUGAUUUGGGACAUUGCAGAUCUCACUUAAAACAGUCACUGCCUCUCACCAACAUUACUCGUCACCAACAAGGCUUUAAUAAUCCACAGUCACCAGCCCUUGGAUGCAGUAAUCACCAGAUCACACAUGUGUUGGCAACUCCAUUUAAGGUAUUUUUUUUUGUCCCUCCCCUCUCCUUUUCUGUGCCUUACCCUCCCUCAUUCUCCACUUCUCAGACAGUCAAACCGCUGGCAAAAAUUGGAGUCUAAUUCUCAUAAACACUGCGUUGGUUGAACAAAUUAUUUGCUGCUUUAUCGGGCUUCCCAAAACACAGCCUAGCUUCCUGGGAAGGGUAGUAUUUUAUUGUGGGUUUAGCCUAGUGUGAAUCAGAUUCCAGGGUAAGUGAUAAGAUUGAUAUGCAAGAUGAAAAUCAAUUAGUCUAUAACAGACUACACAACAACAUCAGGGUGUUAUAUUAAAGUCACUUCCAGUAGCAAAAAGUAAAGAGUGAUUCCUUAAUAAUUUGUCUACUAAAUACACAGUAACUCCACUCUACAGUAAAUCCUGUCAAGCAUUGUGAGACAUCCUCCUGACAUGAAAGGUGCUAUAUCAAAUGCAAUGAUUUAUUAUUAAUAAUAAUAAUUGCACGAGCAUUCCUUCAGAAGAUUGAGGAAAAACAAAAUGUUUUAUGAACCAUUUAAUGGGGGUGGGGGAGAUUUAACGUAGCUAAGCUGGAAAUUAAUCAGGAUAGGAUGAAGGGAUUCAAGCAAAGAAAGUUUGUCUUUAAAGACAGUUUGGUAUUUGUAAAUCUCUCAGUGUAUUCUCAUACAAGAGCAGGAGUAUGGGAUGGAUUUUCACAUUGCCUUUUCACUCUUCCAUGUUUUCUUUCUCCCACCAAUCCACCCCUUCCUCCCCCCCACCUCCACCCCCCUCCCCAUGCCAAUUUCAUUUCAUGUUGUGACAUGGUUCUGCAGGUGCCAGCAGUGCUCUGAUACCUUGCCCCAAGUCACUAUUUUUCAUGUGUGAGCCUAGUGAGUGUCUUUGGGCUAUUCAGCCAUUCAGGUCAUCAAGGCAAUGCUUGAUCCCACUCGCUCUGUGCCACAAACAGGCACUUGCCAGUAGAGCUUAUUGAAUAGUGAUAAGUGGAACUGUAGCUGAUUUUUUUUUUUGCUUUCUUGCCACCCCAGUCAAAUAAUGCUGAGGCCAACUAUAGCUUUGUGUCCUGCCUCUUAGCACAGACUGGGGACUGACACACAGAUACAGUCUCUUAUAGCUGAGUAGAAUAGUGUGGAGUGCAUUUUACCCACUGGGUCAUCUUGGGGGGAAUCUGCUUCUGUUAGUUUAAUGGGAAAGGAGAGAAGAAAAAUAAAUAAAACUUUUACGAAGGAGAAUUCAUGGUUUGCAAAAUAAGACUAGAUAAAACAAAUUAUCAGCAGGAUGUGUUCUCCAUCAGGGGUUAAAGCACAUGUGCUGUAUAGAAAUGCCCUGUAUUAGAUGUUUGGGACAAUGGCUAGAUGGUAGAAAGACUGAGCUGUGUGGCACUUUGCCCAAACUCCUAACUGUUGCGUUAGGCAGUGACCUGAUAAUAUGUUUGUAGUUGAUUUGAAUAGAGAUGACGGGUGGACAUGUGACAUUUGAUGAGAAUAGUGUUUAAGGUCAGAUUUGGUGUGGGAGAUUGUUUGUUUGGUGAAAGGCAGGGUUUAUUUAUUCGGUUCCUGUAUUAUUUUGUGCUUUAGCUGCUUUGAUGUGAAAUUUCUCUGUAUAUACCAGCACGUAUUUCUCUGAAAUAAACUAAAAAUGACAUUUGAAACAGA